CACUCUGUUUUUGGCAUAAAUAAAUAAAUAUACAAAACUAGGAACUUAAAUAUUUUUUUUUUGAAAAGAAUUUAGAUGCAAUUGCUUGCAUCUCUUCAAUUGGAUCCCAGUAUUACUUUUUUGUGCCUAAGGGAGGAAGGAUUGAGGAGACUUCGAGAAAUGCUUACGAAGUUCAUUUUUUGGGAGUUGCAGUUUAUAGCAAAAAAGAACGUUGUAGAGAGCCAUGGAAGUACAGAUGGUAGUCGCCCAUUCACUCAGGCACUAACAACAAUGGGUUCACGUAACUGGCAUGACGUGAGUUGGGACUCUUCUAGGGUGGACUUGGUUAUUAUGGUUUGGUUCACAUGCAAAUCAAGCGAUGGAAUUCUCGAUGCACCUGUUGGCUACAUAUCUUGCUGUAAUAAGGCGUGCUAUGUUUUGGGGGUGAACAGUUAUUCUGGGGUGCUGCAUUUGGCAUUGCUGCUGCAUUUCAGUUCUUGUAUGUCAUAUCAGUCAUUGACAGACUUCCGUUCACCACGCUGGUGCUAGAAAAAGCAGUGAAGAUGGUAUAUGGGAUAUUCCUGAGAUCAUAAGAGCAGCAUGCAUAGUUAUGCUUGUCAUGCUCUUUUGAUUAACAUUAGGGUCCUUUGGGGUUGCUGGUGUUGUGGCUUCAAGUUUUGAAGAUGGUGUGCUCUGGUGGCUUCUUAUGAUUGCAGUUUACGGAAAAAGCUUUAAUAACUCAGCAAAAGAUGCCUGGGAGCUGUUCCAAUCUACAGGAGUUGAAGCACUUGUUGCAUAUGACUGUUCAGGUGCUGUUCUACUGAUGGACACAUUCUUGGGUGGGCUGAUUGCCAGGACUUGUGCAGGUGUUUGGUCUUGCAUCAUAUGCUUCUAACACAGCAUAAAUGGUGGGAUCUACUGCCAUGUUGAUGAGGAUGAUCUUGGUCGGUUUUGGUGACUGUAGUUGUGGAAAGUGCAGUGAAGUCUAUUUAUCUCUGUUACGCGCAAGACCCUUUAUUAAAAGGUUGAACCCCAACCUUAAGGGUCCCCCACCGCCCCUGUCCUGGAACAUCGUGAGGGAGGUAAAUCGCAGGUUAUGCCUCCAAGGGUACAGGGCGCAAGACCCUUUAUUAAUACAUAGGUGGGAUGCACCGUUCUUUGAACAGAUGUCGGAGAAACUACACCAGAGCCUUCAACAUAGAAGUGCACGCUCAAGAUUAGUAUUAAGUCAUAGAAUAGAUGAGCAAAUACAAGAAACAAUUGCUGUUUGAAUACAAGAAGCAUCAAUAGCUGUUAAGUACAGUUAAUUCCUAUGAAAUUUGAAAUCCUCGUUUUCUUCUCUCAGAUAACAUAUCGAAACAUGUUUAUGAAA
Molecule: messenger RNA, 1351 nt
Organism: Olea europaea var. sylvestris
Lineage: Eukaryota; Viridiplantae; Streptophyta; Magnoliopsida; Lamiales; Oleaceae
Exons: 6
Coding region: 76-528 (150 amino acids)
Source: RefSeq, a predicted model, not a curated record